Molecule: messenger RNA, 1230 nt
Organism: Centropristis striata (black sea bass)
Lineage: Eukaryota; Metazoa; Chordata; Actinopteri; Perciformes; Serranidae
Product: opsin-5-like
Exons: 6
Coding region: 1-1230 (409 amino acids)
Biological process (GO): G protein-coupled receptor signaling pathway
Cellular component (GO): membrane
Molecular function (GO): G protein-coupled receptor activity
Source: RefSeq, a predicted model, not a curated record
AUGGAAAUAACGUUGAAGGGUUUCCCUGCGAAGGUCGUAAAUAUUCCAUGGAGGAAUAAUAACCUCAGUACUCUGUAUACAGACCCGCCUCUGUCCGAACAAGGAGAGACCAUCAUUGGAGUCUAUCUGCUAGUAUUGGGAUGGCUGUCCUGGUUUGGAAACAGUUUAGUGAUGUUCGUCCUGUACAGACAGCGAGCCUCGCUUCAGUCAACAGAUUUCCUCACUUUAAAUCUUGCCAUAUCUGAUGCAAGUAUCUCCAUAUUCGGCUACUCCAGAGGGAUCCUAGAAAUAUUCAAUAUCUUCAAGGAUGAUGGGUAUUUAAUCACCUGGAUCUGGACGUGCCAGGUAGAUGGUUUCUUCACCUUGCUCUUCGGCCUUGCAAGCAUCAACACCUUGACUGUUAUCAGCAUCACCAGAUACAUCAAGGGAUGCCACCCAAACAAAGCUUACUGUAUCAGCCAUAACACCAUCGCUGUAUCGCUAAUCUGCAUUUGGACCGGAGCGAUGUUUUGGUCUGCUGCUCCACUGCUGGGCUGGGGCAGCUUUACAGAUCGAGGUUAUGGCACCUGUGAGAUAGACUGGGCUAAAGCCAAUUACUCCACCAUCUACAAGUCCUACAUCAUCUCCAUCCUCAUCUUCUGCUUUUUCAUCCCUGUGAUGAUCAUGCUGUUCUCCUACGUUUCCAUCAUCAACACAGUGAAAAGCACUAACGCCAUGUCAGCUGACGGUUUCCUCACCUCCCGCCAAAGGAAGGUGGAGAGAGAUGUCACAAGGAUUUCCAUUGUAAUAUGCACGGCUUUCAUAAUGGCCUGGUCCCCAUAUGCAGUGGUGUCUAUGUGGUCAGCCUGGGGCUUCCACGUGCCAAGCACAACCAGCAUCGUCACCCGUCUCUUUGCCAAGUCUGCCAGCUUCUACAACCCGCUCAUCUACUUCGGCAUGAGCUCAAAGUUUCGUAAGGACAUCUCUGUGCUGCUGCCGUGCACACGAGAGCGCAGGGAGGUGGUGCGUCUGCAACACUUUCAGAACAUCAAACCCAAAGCCGAGGCCACGCCCCCAUCUGCACCACUUCCUAUCCAGAACCCCGAGGUGAAAUACGCCGUAUCGAAUCCUGACAGCGACUCGGGGGUCAACAGCCCACCACAGACUCCUCCAUCUGACCCACAGGGGGUCUACCACAAUGACCUGCCCUCACACAUUGAGACGUCAGAGUACUGGUGCGACCGGCUCUGA